Molecule: messenger RNA, 2814 nt
Organism: Musca vetustissima
Lineage: Eukaryota; Metazoa; Arthropoda; Insecta; Diptera; Muscidae
Gene: dao
Exons: 6
Coding region: 1-2814 (937 amino acids)
Molecular function (GO): protein binding
Source: RefSeq, a predicted model, not a curated record
AUGGCUUCAUCUCUACUGGACCUGGAUGACUUAAUAGAAUUUCAAUUGGAUCGCCUAAAACUGGAUGAGCUCAACUUCAAGGAUGAGCUGCAACUACAAAGACAAUUGCUGGACUUGGAUGCAUUGCAAUGUCCCCAGCGACGCCACAAAUCCACGGCUAUGGCCACAUCCAAGUUGGCCAAUCAGCACCACCAGGCGCUUCAGGUGCCCGAAGCGUCGUCGUGCAUUGACUUGCCAACGAGUUUCAUGGUUGCAUCGGCCCAGGACGUGACUCCAGCAGCGGCCGCUACCGGAGCCAUAGCACGUUCCAGUAGUCGCAAAAGUCGAGCCAGUGCCGGUGUAGGAGGUAGUGUUCAAAAUGUAACCACCACCAAUGGCGGCAGCAUUGAAAUAGCCAUGGAAGAGCUUGGAGCCGCUGGUGGUGGUGCUGCUGCUGGCAGUGGCAGUACGGGAACGGCUGUUAAUCUGCGUAAUUGUCACAGUUUCAGUGACAGUGAAGACGAUGGUCUGGCAUUAGACCAGCAAAAAGAAUUUAGAUCUCUGGUAAUUGAAUGGUUUCAACAACUCCGCGCCAGAACUGAAGAUUUUAAAUCGGACGAAGAAUCGAGAAGGAUGCGAGAAGCCGGCAAUGAUUCCUAUCGUAAAGAAAGACAUGCUCUCAAAGCUUGUGACCUCUAUACGGAAGCAAUAUUUUUGGCGCCAUCACAAGACAGUAUAGCAGCCGCAAUGGCGCACGCAAAUAGGUCCACAGUAUUGCAUGACUGCGGCAUGUAUGAGCAAGCGUAUGAUGACUGUUUGUGUGCUUUGGAUUUGGGUUAUCCGGAGGAGUAUCAUCCAUUGAUUAAACUGCGUCAAGCCUCUUGUGCCUUAAAAAUGCGUAACUUCAGUUUGUGCGAACAGCAUUUGCAUGAGCUGUUACACAUGGAACUCUCGGAGACGUUUGAAGCCCGCACUCACGAACUCUGGCAUGAGUGCGAAGUUCUCAAAGCGGAAAAAAUCGAAAUGGGGGUUCAAACCGACAACGACUUAAUAAGUAACGGUACCAAAAUCUAUGAAGUAGCAUGGCUAGAUAAUACCAAUGUUAUAACGACUACCAAAAGCGCCUAUCUUAGGGCCAUUACCAAUAUACCCAACAACACACCCAUUUUUCAGGAAGAGGCCGCCGUCUUUGUGCCCAGCGGAGCGGCGAGAGUUUGUGAUCACUGUGGCAUCACACAGUUCGUACCAUUUCCAUGCAUUUUCUGUUCUAAUCGUACAGCCGUCUAUUGUUCACGCAAGUGCCGAGCGGCACACGCUUCCAUACAUGCUCUCGAAUGCUACGCUCACCAGAUCGAACUGUUCGAGGAGUUCGGCGUUGAGUUCUCGAAGCCGCGGCUGCUGCAGCUCGCCUUUCGCAUGCUCAUCAAUGGCCUGCCCCAAGUGGUGCCACACUGUCGCAAAAAACCCACAGUCAGCAAAAUGUGGAACGCCUUCAAUAGCAUAUUAACCGAACGCAAUUGCACCUCUUCGUCCACCUCGUUAGCUGCCUCGUCGACCUCCUACUCAGCACUGCUGCGCCUCGAAUCGCACCUAGAUAAAGAGGAGAAACCCAGUAUGGUCUCCUUUGCUAUUGUCGCACACAUACUCGCCAUCUACUUGGGCGAAUAUACCGAUUUCUUCGAACUACUCGAGCUGACAAUGCCCGCAGCAGCAAAGCUGACGCGCCAGGAAUGGGAAUUGCUCGCGUCGGCUUUGCUGUUGCGCCACAUAUGCCAGCUGCGGCACAAAAACCUCAUACACUGCCCAUCCUUUGUGCUGCCCGCCGAUCCUCAUGUCCUCUCGCCCAACGAUGAGUUCUCGCUGUGGGAAACGGUGCGACACGUGCGUCGCGGCUAUCUGCAUCUGGUGGCCGGCGACGUGACAACCGUAGCCUAUGCGGUAUUCCCCCAGACAUUGAGCCACUGCCGCCACUCCUGUGCCGAUAUGAUUUAUCGCAAGAUCAACGGUUGCAAGCUGACCGCCUAUGCGACCAGUGAUAUACCAGCAGAUGCCUGCAUUUGUAACUGUUUCGUUAGUGGGAACUAUCGACAAUCGCUGUAUAGCCAUCGCAAAUUGGAAUUGUCAGCACGAGGCAUUGAUUGCAAAUGCGAAAAGUGUUUUCGUCCAUAUCCCGAUGAGGAUUUUCAUAAAUUUCAUCGUUACCGCUGUGAUAAUCCAAACUGCAAACAAAUAUUUACACCUUCGAACCUGAAACGCACCCGUAAUCUGCAAUGGUGGAAGUCGGACUAUUAUCGCCGACCCGAAAACAAUGGUUCCGAACUGUUGGUCUGCACGGUGUGCGAUCAAACGCAAAAACUCGAAUGGUUUUGGACAUUUACGGCAGCGCUAAUGGACUGUGAUACCAUCGAAGAACGUUGUAAAUUGUAUGCGGCUAUCGAGCGGGCCGAUGCGCAACUAGUGGACACUCACGAAUUGAAGGUAGCACUGGCCCGACAAUUAGUCGAACAAUGUUUGUUAAUACACAGAGAGGGUACAAAACCAUUAGAUGAAUGGGAGCUGAAUAAAUUGGGUUCUAUAAUGCGAAGUGCUUUACAUAUUGUGGCGGCUCAGCAUCGUGUCUUCAGUCUAGAAUAUGUUCAACACAUGUCCUAUUUCUGGGACGUCAUGGCCCUGAGCAAUUACAAGUGCGGCGACAAGGAGCUAAUGCAAAUGCUGCACGCUCUGGAAUUCAUACCGGACGAGUACAAGGAGAUCUUUAUUAACUACUAUGAAGACUUUAUUGCACCAAAAUUUGUAGAGGAGAGCUAUGCUAAUAUACUGGACACGGAAGUGUAA